AAUCACAGAAUGGACUUCUGGAAUAUGACCUUCAAAAUCAUUUUCUUAUCACAAACUACAGCUGGAAUUCUGGGAAAUUUCUCUCUCCUUUACUACUUUCAAGUUCAUUAUGGAGAAAGCAAAUUAAAGCCAACAGAUUUGAUACACAUGCACUUAAUGGCAGCCAACACUUUGAUCAUUCUCUCUACAGGAGUGCCUACCACAAUCACAGCUUUUGGGUUGAAGCACUUUUUAAGCAAUUCUGCAUGCAGAUUAAUUCUGUACAUUCAAAGAGUUGGCCGGAGUGUGUCCAUUGGCACCACCUGCCUCUUGAGUGUCUUCCAAGUCAUCACCAUCAGUCACAAGGAAUACUGCUGUAAGGAUCCAAAAGUCAAAACUUCAAAGUACAUUGGCUGCUCCAUUCCCCUCCUCUGGGUUUUGUACAUGUUGAUAAAUGUCAUUUUCUUUUUGUACCCACUUACUGAAAGUAAAAAUCUGACAAGAAAACAAGAUUUUGAAUACUGUUCCACUGCAGGGAGGGAUGAAAUCAAUGACUCACUCUAUUCAGCACUACUAAUGUGCCCUGAAAUCUUCUUUUCUUUGCUCAUGACCUGGUCCAGUGGCUCCAUGGUUGUCAUCCUGUACAGACACAAACAGAGGAUUCAACACAUCCGUAGCACUCGUGGUUCCAAUAGAAUCUGCUUUGAGUCCAAAGCCACCAAGAGCAUCCUGGCCCUGGUAUCUAUCUUCCUGUCUUUUUGUACUCUCUCCUCCAUCUUACAAGGCUGUGUUGCUCUUUUGUAUAAUCACAGUUGGUGGCUGGUGAACAUCAACUGCCUCAUUUCUCUGGGUUUUCCCUGUUUUGCACCACUUGUUCUUAUAAAUCGUUACUCUGUGGUUCCUAGAUUCAGUUUGGUUUGGAUAAGGAAUAAAAUCUCUAAUUCUUAUUUUAAGUAUGUAAAUGAUACGUUUUUUUUGUUGUUGUUGUAUCCAGGUGUUUACUUUACCAUCUCCCUCAGAAUGUCAGUACAGAAACUGAAAGAGUUGGUGUCUUGUCCUUUAAUAAUUGACCAAAAUGAUAAAUUGGGAGUUUUGUCAGUUGGUUUAAUUUGA
This is a messenger RNA of Peromyscus maniculatus bairdii (prairie deer mouse), 1092 nucleotides long. NCBI's taxonomy places the organism in Eukaryota, Metazoa, Chordata, Mammalia, Rodentia, Cricetidae. The record is from RefSeq and is a predicted model, not a curated record.